Molecule: messenger RNA, 856 nt
Organism: Anopheles arabiensis
Lineage: Eukaryota; Metazoa; Arthropoda; Insecta; Diptera; Culicidae
Gene: Ufc1
Product: ubiquitin-fold modifier-conjugating enzyme 1
Exons: 5
Coding region: 141-644 (167 amino acids)
Biological process (GO): protein K69-linked ufmylation
Cellular component (GO): cytoplasm
Molecular function (GO): UFM1 conjugating enzyme activity
Source: RefSeq, a predicted model, not a curated record
AGAACGGCAAUGGAAGUGUAAUCGGUGCUGCAGCUCCAUCACUGCUCCACUGACAGGUCUGUGUUUAUUUACUCUCGCUGCGUGAAUUGCAACGCUUCUACCACGAAAUAGAAUAAUAUCCUGAAUAAAAGUGGUUGAUCAUGGUUGAUGACGGCACACGAAAAGCGCUGAGUGGCAUUCCGCUGCUGAAGACGAAGGCGGGCCCAAGAGACAAGGAGCUUUGGGUGCAACGAUUGAAGGAGGAAUAUCAGGCGCUUAUUAAGUAUGUACAAAACAACAAAGCAUCCGACAUGGACUGGUUCCGGUUAGAGUCAAACAAGGAGGGCACGAAAUGGUUCGGCAAGUGCUGGUACAUGCACAAUCUGCACAAGUACGAGUUCGACGUAGAGUUUGAUAUCCCAAUUACGUAUCCAACAACCUCGCCCGAAAUUGCACUGCCCGAGCUGGACGGCAAGACGGCCAAAAUGUACCGUGGAGGCAAAAUCUGUCUUACCGAUCACUUCAAACCACUGUGGGCAAGGAAUGUGCCCAAGUUCGGUAUUGCACACGCGAUGGCAUUGGGGUUGGCACCUUGGCUAGCAGUGGAGGUUCCCGAUCUAAUAGAGAAAGGCGUCAUAUCGUACCAGGAAAAGGGAUCAGCAUAGGAAAGGCAGCAUCAAUCCCCGUUUUAAUCCACGUUCCACUGCUACCGGGAAAAGCCUAACGAUUGUGAAUUAUUGCUUUUUUUAUUUACACUUUUAUCGUUAUUUUCUUGUUUGUUUUGAAAGCUCAGAAAAGAAAGUGCAUACGGUUUCGCUUAUAUUUACGCUACUGUCCAUACAGCAGUCAUUAAACGUAUAAAAAUGAAAGAAGUCAA